AAGCGAGACGCUGCUCUGUUCCAUCACGGAUUCAAGUGUAGAAUCUCUCCGGGAGUCUACUUGCUGAAAAUACAUAAAUGUGUCGAGUUUUUAGAUUAAUAACAUCAGUUCGAAGUUAAAAACAAUCACUCUGUCUGCACCGUUGGAUUUAUGGUGGCCUCCAUGGGGAUAAUGUCUGACAGAGGCCGACGGCAAGCGUUGGUGUUGAUUCUUUGUCUCAUCGAGCUGAGCGCAGUGGCUGGUCAGGCUCGGUAUUCCAUCCCGGAGGAGCAGGCCGAAGGAUCGUUUGUCGGAAACAUUGCGAGAGAUUUAGGCUUGGAUGUUGCGAGGCUGAUUUCAGGUAAAGCUCGUAUUAUUACAAAAGGAGGCCGACAGUAUGUGAAUUUAAACAAAGACAAAGGCAUCCUUGUCAUUAAAGAGAGAAUCGACCGGGAGGAACUGUGUGGAAAGACUACGCCCUGUAGCUUCAGCUUCGAGGUGAUUUUAGAAAAUCCUAUCCAGCUUUAUCGUGUGACAGUGGAGGUGACGGAUAUAAAUGAUAACAGUCCGUCGUUCCCAAAAGACGAAAUCAGCUUAAAUAUUGUUGAAAACGCUGCAUUAGGGACUCGCUUUUCUCUGCUGAGUGCAGAUGACUCCGAUGUUGGCGUUAAUGAUAUUCAAAAAUACACACUUAAACCCUCUGAUCAUUUUAAGCUAGAAGUGCAAAACCAGCCGGAUGGAGGCAGGUUUGUUGAAAUGGUUUUACAAAACCCGUUAGACCGAGAGAAAGAGGAGACUCACAGUCUCGUGCUGAUUGCUUCAGAUGGCGGGGAGCCACGGAGAUCAGGGACAGUGCGUAUUCAUAUUACUGUGCUGGAUGCUAAUGAUAAUUCGCCAGUGUGUAGCCAGCCUGUUUAUAAAGCAGAAGUCAAAGAGAAUUCUCCCGAAGGAACCGUGAUAACCACUGUGAGUGCAAAUGACGCAGAUAAGGGCCACUACGGAGAGGUAACAUAUUCUAUCCCUCCUGUUGCAAAAGAGACGAAACAGCUUUUUGAAGUAAAUGUUCAAACAGGAGAGAUUAAAGUCGCAGGUAAACUGGACUUUGAAAAAUCUAAGACUUAUCAACUGAACGUGCAGGCUAGUGACCACGGAGGAUUUUCAGAUACAUGUAAAGUUAUCAUUCAAAUAACUGACGAAAAUGACAACGUCCCUACAAUACAGCUCAUGUCAUUUUCUAACUCGAUAUCUGAGGAUUCUCCUCCAGGUACAACUAUAGCUGUUCUUAACGUGGAUGACGAAGAUUUUGAUGGUAACGGUGCUGUCAAGUGCUCCAUUAACUCUGACGUACCUUUUAAAAUCGAGUCUUCAUUAACGGGAUACUACACCAUAGUAACUGAAGACUUUUUAGACAGAGAGAGUAACCCUGAGUAUAAUCUCACCAUAACUGUGUAUGAUCAGGGUUCCCCGCCUCUGUCAAGCAGUAAGAACAUCAACGUAAAAGUAUCUGAUGUCAAUGACAGUCCACCCAAAUUUUGUCAUUCAGAAUACACUAAAACUGUCGCAGAGAACAACUCCCCUGGACUUUCUGUGUUUACUGUCAGUGCUAAUGAUGCAGACUGGGGCCAAAAUGCCCGAGUUUCUUACUUUUUGCAGGAGAGGGACAUUAAUGGGCUGGCUGUGUCUUCGCUGGUUUCAGUAAAUUCAGAUACCGGUGUUAUUCAUGCAGUAAGAUCGUUUGAUUACGAGCAGAUCAAGUGGUUUGAAUUUAAUGUGACUGCACGUGAUGCUGGAUCCCCUCCUCUGAGUUCAGUGGCUACAGUUAAAAUAAUAGUUCAGGACCAGAACGACAACCCCCCUCAGGUUCUGUACCCAGUCCAGACUGGUGGCUCUCUGGUGGCUGAAAUGGUUCCUCGUUCAGCAGAUGUGGGCUAUCUGGUGACUAAAGUGGUGGCUAUUGAUGUGGACUCUGGACAGAAUGCCUGGCUCUCCUAUAAACUGCAGAAAGCCACAGACAGGGCGCUGUUUGAAGUGGGCUUACAGAAUGGAGAAAUCAGAACUAUCCGCCAAGUCACUGAUAAAGAUGCUGUCAAACAAAGACUGACUGUUAUAGUGGAGGACAACGGGCAGCCCUCUCGUUCAGCUACAGUCAUUGUCAACGUGGCGGUGGCGGACAGCUUCCCUGAAGUGCUGUCGGAGUUCACUGAGUUGACACAUGACAAGGAGUACAAUGACAACCUGACUUUUUACUUAGUCUUGGCUCUGGCUGUAGUUUCCUUCCUCUUCAUCACGUGUUUAGUGGUUAUUAUAUCAGUCAAAAUCUACAGGUGGAGACAGUCUCGCAUCCUGUUUCACUCCAACCUGCCUGUCAUUCCAUAUUAUCCACCACGUUACUCAGACACUUUGGGGACAGGGACUCUGCCACAUGUGUACAAUUACGAGGUGUGCAGGACGACUGACUCCAGAAAGAGUGACUGUAAGUUCGGCAGAGCUGGUAGUCAGAACGUGCUGAUAAUGGACCCCAGUUCUACAGGAACGAUGCAGCGGAUACAGAGUGAAAAGAGCAUCCUGGAUGAACCAGACUCUCCUCUUGAGGAUGGGGGUUCCCCUCCUUUAAGCAGCAAUACCACAGUUAGAAUAAAUAUUGAAGACCAGAACGACAACUCUCCUCAGGUUCUGUACCCAGUCCAGACUGGUGGCUCUCUGGUGGCUGAAAUGGUUCCUCGUUCAGCAGAUGUGGGCUAUCUGGUGACUAAAGUGGUGGCUAUUGAUGUGGACUCUGGACAGAAUGCCUGGCUCUCCUAUAAACUGCAGAAAGCCACAGACAGGGCGCUGUUUGAAGUGGGCUUACAGAAUGGAGAAAUCAGAACUAUCCGCCAAGUCACUGAUAAAGAUGCUGUCAAGCAAAGACUGACUGUUAUAGUGGAGGACAACGGGCAGCCCUCUCGUUCAGCUACAGUCAUUGUUAACGUGGCGGUGGCGGACAGCUUCCCUGAAGUGCUGUCGGAGUUCACUGAAUUGACACACGACAAGGAGUACAAUGACAACCUGACUUUUUACUUAGUCUUGGCUCUGGCUGUAGUUUCCUUCCUCUUCAUCACGUGUUUAGUGGUUAUUAUAUCAGUCAAAAUCUACAGGUGGAGACAGUCUCGCAUCCUGUAUCACUCCAAUCUCCCUGUUAUUCCAUAUUAUCCACCACGUUACUCAGACACUUUGGGCACAGGGACUCUGCCACAUGUGUACAAUUACGAGGUGUGCAGGACGACUGACUCCAGAAAGAGUGACUGUAAGUUCGGCAGAGCUGGUAGUCAGAACGUGCUGAUAAUGGACCCGAGUUCUACAGGAACGAUGCAGCGGAUACAGAGUGAAAAGAGCAUCCUGGAUGAACCAGACUCUCCUCUUGAGGUGAGGACUUUGACAUAA
Molecule: messenger RNA, 3399 nt
Organism: Pelmatolapia mariae (spotted tilapia)
Lineage: Eukaryota; Metazoa; Chordata; Actinopteri; Cichliformes; Cichlidae
Product: protocadherin beta-16-like
Exons: 2
Coding region: 151-3399 (1082 amino acids)
Biological process (GO): homophilic cell-cell adhesion
Cellular component (GO): plasma membrane
Molecular function (GO): calcium ion binding
Source: RefSeq, a predicted model, not a curated record